This is a messenger RNA of Anguilla anguilla (European eel), 2121 nucleotides long. RefSeq lists its product as uncharacterized. NCBI's taxonomy places the organism in Eukaryota, Metazoa, Chordata, Actinopteri, Anguilliformes, Anguillidae. The transcript has 9 exons. The coding region runs from base 600 to 1607 and encodes 335 amino acids. The record is from RefSeq and is a predicted model, not a curated record.
GGCGACUCCGGGCGCAGCUUCGCCGCGGUGGUUUCUAAAAAAAACUUCAAACUGGGUUCCUCCACAGUUGUAGCCGUAAUAGAUCCCAAGAGCCUCCCUGUAAUGCGCGUGUUCCUCGGUCGCACAGGAACCAUUCUAUGUGAAUUGAAAGGCGGGGGUCCACACUGGAGUGAUCCUCAGUGGGAAACAGAUGAUGCCAAAGACGGGCUGACGUUGUCGGAGGCCAAAGCUAAAACUUUUGUAGAUGAGCACGGCGCAUUCAUACAGUCCUCCAUCCUCUCUUUGAAAGACAGGAUCCGUGGUUUGAACUGUGUCUGUAGGCACAGCACUGGAGUCAUUAUUCAAACCCGGGUCAUGCAAGAUAGCAAGGAUCAGUGCCAGCAGCUGCUGUACCUCUCUCCCCUGGCUGGGGUGCUGCUGCUGGUGACUGUGACAGCCAGUGGGCUGUGGGCCUGGAGACGGAGGAAGCAGAGCCCUAUAGCACAGCCAAUUCUGUGACCUGCUCGCUCAUAUUCGCCACAACGGGCAAGGACGUCACACUCCGCUGCCAGUGUUCCAAGAACCGGAACUGUCACGAGGGGGUUAUCCGCUGGGUUCGAAUGGACUCGAAUGAAUCACUGCAAAUUAUCGAUAAUAAAUGUGAGCAAUCGCACUGCCGAUUCGCCAGCAAAACAUUAAAUGGCACUCAAGUUGUACUCCUGACGAUUGCUCAGGUUGAACCAGGGGAUUCUGGUCGAUAUUACUGCGUAGAGCACAACAAACGCGACAUCCAAUUUAACGACAACGGAACCCUUUUAAUGGUCGGAGAUGUCUGGACAGACAGCAGUGAAGUAGAUUUGCUGAAUGAAUGGACGGGUGAGGGUGGAAGCCCAGAGCUGGAUUGGAGUGAAGCUCAAACACCAAACACUAGUCAAGGGUUUAUAUCUGAAUGGAGGAAUGAGACUAAAGCAAGUGACUUCCUGGAUGUACGGCACACUGAGUUGCGCUGUGUAGUGACCAGACUCAGUGCCCCCUGGGUAAAUAUCUACUGGCGGUCGACCCGCGAAUCAUGGAACAAAACUGGCCAGACCUGGUCUUUGACAGACACCGAGAGAGGGUACAGGGUAGAGAGCCGGUUGCGAAAUGGACUAAAAGUGAUGUCUGGGUGGGAGCAUGAGUAUGACUACAAGUACUGGUCCCCAGAUUAUCUACCUAUGGGGAUGGAUUUGGAUAAGAUGGUGAAAAUGGAUGAAGAAUUGUGGUGUGAGGUCCAGGUUUGGGUGAAUGUCUCUGUUCAGAGCCCAAAGUUUUCAUUCCGUCAGCAAACCCAUACUGACUCUGAAUGGUGCAAUGGAGUCCUAUAUGGUGAAAUAGCCUUUUGUGUGCUCUGUGUGUGUCUCCUCACCCUGCUCAUCUGUCACUGUCUCCGCCACCAGCACAAAGGUUCAGAACCAUCAGCGACAGAAGUGUCACCAACACUGAACUCUUGCAGAGAUGUGUCCUCGGACACCACCUAUGCUCUGGUUAUCAAGAAACAACCCAAGACAGAGAUGAUAAAGACAGAGGAGCAGACAGAAGAACAGUCAGGAAGACAGACUGGUGUACAGCGAAGUGAGAUACAAAUGUGAAGACAGAGUACUGCAUGGGUGAAAGACAGAGAUUUGGAUACCUACAGAAAGACCCGCUGAUACUGCAAGACCUGCUUGUGGGGAAAAGGAAAGAGAGGCAAACAAAGACAGGCAGUCAAUUAGGUUUUUGAAAAUUCUGUGAAAUUUCUGUCUCUCAUUGUAAACUUGCAGGGUUUGUCAUUUCUACCCAACCUUCUCAUUUUGGGGAAACAUUAACAGAAAUAUUUGCCUCCGUAAGAACAGUGCUUCCUAAAUGUUUAUUACAUCACAUUUCGUUUGAAGAUCAUUUUUUCUGCAGCAAGACAAAAUUAAUGUGCUACUUGUCACAAUGUUUCAUAAUUUUUCUGUUGAUUGAUGAGAAAUGUGCAGACUGUGCUGGAUUUAUCUUAAGUGAACAGUUUGGGCAAUUACUUUGUUGCCUUAGCUCAUGUUUUAUAUGAUGAAUUAUUCAGUCAUUAAUUAUUAAAAAUGUUCAAUUUUUUUCUCAUCUCAAAAUAAAUUCCUGUGAUGCUAA